AUGAAUUCCACCCUGAAACCUCACGAAAGUAUGAAUGCAAAGUGCAUAGGGUUUCUUUUCAUUGGCAAUGUACCCAAGCAGAUAUCUGCUAUACCUUACGCUAUUUUGGUUGUUAAUGUACUGAUCUUGGUAUUAACUUUUCCUUUUACUGCUGUACUGAACACGCUGGUGAUGUUCGCUGUGAGAAAGAAAGCGCAACUUCGAACCGUAUCCAACGUUGCCCUGGCGUGUUUAUCAGCUACUGAUGCAAUGGUUGGAAUCUUUGUUCAGCCUAUGUGCGUAUAUAUCGAAAUAUCAUCAUUAUUAAAACGAGAACUACCUGGUAAAAUCGGCAGCUGUUCAACGCAAAUCGUAGCCAAAUAUUCGAUCAACUUUUUCUGCGCUUCCUCGCUCGUCCACAUAGCGUUGAUGACAGCAGAGCGCUACAUGGCCAUCAAACAUACCUAUAAUCACAGCAAAGUCUUCACCAUAACCCGUGUGUUGAUGGCCUCCACGGCAGCAUGGAUUAUCACAGCAACUGCACAUAUCUUGUUAUAUAUCGACCAGAGUGUAUUCAAUCUCAUCACGUCAGCUUUCGUGGGAGCAAUUUUAGUAUUCAUAAUCUUCUCCACUGUUAUGGUAUAUCUUGAGAGUCGUCGACACGCGAAGCAAAUCGCAGAACAGCAAGUUUCAUUGGAGGCCAGGGAAAAGUUUUUAAAAGAGAAAAAAGCCCUAAAAGUAUCCACUACAAUUGUGUUCAUUUUAAUUAUUUGUUAUUUACCGAUAAUGACUUUAAGAGUGAUCAAUUUCGCUUUUGGCGUCGACAAAAUAUCUUCUAUCUCAAUACAUUUAAUUUUUGUCUCUUCUGUUUCGUUAGCGCUUAUGAAUUCCUUUCUUAAUCCGCUUAUUUACUCAGUCAGAUUACGACAAUUUCGCGUUGCAAUUAUUGAAAUAAUCCUGAAAAAAAACUACACUGGAGCCGAAGAUCCGGGUUGUCAACAUUAG
Messenger RNA from Pocillopora meandrina, 984 nucleotides. NCBI's taxonomy places the organism in Eukaryota, Metazoa, Cnidaria, Anthozoa, Scleractinia, Pocilloporidae. The record is from the annotation of a GenBank genome assembly.